AUGCAUCUUCAAAAAUUGGAAUCAACACACAAUCCUCAGCAAAUCUAUUUUCGAAAAGAUGUCCUAUGUGAAACCUUGUCUGGAAACAGCUGUCCUUUGGUGACUAUAACAGCAAUGCCAGAGUCUAAUUACUAUGAACAUAUCUGUCAAUUCAGAAAUCGCCCUUACAUUUUCUUAUCUGCUCGGGUACAUCCUGGAGAAACUAAUUCAAGUUGGGUUAUGAAAGGAACAUUGGAAUAUCUCAUGAGUAAUAACCCUACUGCUCAGAGCUUACGAGAAUCUUAUAUUUUUAAAAUUGUCCCUAUGCUAAAUCCAGAUGGUGUCAUCAAUGGAAAUCACCGCUGUUCUUUAAGUGGAGAGGAUUUGAACAGGCAGUGGCAAAGUCCAAAUCCAGAUUUACAUCCUACAAUUUAUCAUGCUAAGGGGCUGUUACAAUACCUGGCUGCAGUGAAGCGUUUACCCCUG
Messenger RNA from Galeopterus variegatus (Sunda flying lemur), 465 nucleotides. Its product is annotated as cytosolic carboxypeptidase 1-like. The transcript has 3 exons. Gene Ontology annotation, biological process: C-terminal protein deglutamylation; protein side chain deglutamylation; proteolysis. The record is from RefSeq and is a predicted model, not a curated record. NCBI's taxonomy places the organism in Eukaryota, Metazoa, Chordata, Mammalia, Dermoptera, Cynocephalidae. The annotation marks the transcript as partial. Gene Ontology annotation, molecular function: metallocarboxypeptidase activity; zinc ion binding.